Molecule: messenger RNA, 34052 nt
Organism: Spirodela intermedia
Lineage: Eukaryota; Viridiplantae; Streptophyta; Magnoliopsida; Alismatales; Araceae
Source: the annotation of a GenBank genome assembly
AUGAAAUGGGUCGUCGAAUCAUCUCCGGUGGCUAUCACUAGGCGGAGCAGAAAAAUGGCGACUUUGUGGCUCUCCAACGGCUAUCACUCAAUGGAGAAGAGUUGGAUGGAGGUGGAGCGCAUGUUAGGGAGCUUCAUCCUCAGAUCCACAUAGCAAGAAGAGGCUCUUCAUUGCAUCUGGUACGCCCUCAAGAGGUGACGACUCAUCUCCUAGCAGAUUGUCCUCUUCCCAACGAUGCCUUAUUCGUCAAUCAAUCAGAGAUGUCUUACUCGAUAGAUUUGCAAUCCUUUUAUCGUGAAUCAUUCAGUAAUUUUAGUAACAAUGCUCCGCAAAUUACAUUGACGAGAUUUUCGUCGAUGAUCUAGUGAUUUUGGUUGCUUAAUCCUUCACCGGCAAUCUACAAGAAAGUCACAAUAAUCAGAUAAAAAAUAAUGAGUUUUGGCUCUGGGAGGAUUCGAACUAGUGUCGGUCGCCUGCCCUUUCUAGGGAAGGUGAUGUGGGUAUAGUCCCACAUCACUUGUGCGCCAAAUUUUUGGGUGAAUAUAUAGUAAUAUUACAUUUCCAAUCAAGUCCCUUUCUCGCACGUAUAUGACCACUCCUUGUCCCACAGUCGGCUAGCCACCGGUGACAUGGAAGGGGAGUGGUGCACACGUGCCCCCAUCGGUCCAAGCCACUCAAGCCCCUACUCAUGGCUACUCCCGGAUUGCACUUCCAACCUGCUUGUGAGCCUGGCUGGCCGGUGGGUUCCCCCAUUUUGUAAUAUUUUUAUUUUUAUUUCUUUUUCUUCAUUUAUCACAAAAGUAAGAUUGUAAAAUCAUAUAAAUUCGUAUAAAAUCACAUAAUUAUUCAAAAAUUCACAUUAAUCGACUAAAAACCACUUUUCACACUUUAACACAAAUAUAAGUCUAUUUAUCAUGAGUUAAAGCGAAAACUAUAUUAUUUACUAAUUAUUAACUCAUGAUAAUGAAGACUUAUCAUAUGCCUUUUCCUCUAGUAAAUCUAGUCUGUUAAUCUAUAGAUCAAUAGUUUAAAUUUUGAGGGAGUCUGAGAUAGCACUGGCAUCGCCUCGAUCUCUAGGACCAAGAUAGCAGCACCGGUUGUCGGUUUCGAUUUUUUGACUGUUUCUUGGCCGAAAGCAUGCCUCUUCUAUUAGUUUCUCAUCAGCCGAACAUCAGUCCACCGAUGAAAAUGAUGAUUUACUCAUCAACAAAGCAUCAAAAUAAAAUGAUCAACAAGGGAAAGCUGUAAAUCAGGAAAAUAUGAUUCUACUGAUAUAAGGAUAUUAUAUUUCAGCCAAGUAAAUUAGUAGAUAUUACCCCAAGAAUACAACAUUCUGAAAAAUACCUCUCGAGGGAGAAAUUACGAAACCAAGAGCAUCAAUCAACCAUUUUCCACUUUUGGUGGCUCGAUGCUGAUGGUUUCUGACCUUAAAAAUUGAAUGAAAUAGGUUUCAGCAAAAUCCUAGGUCACACGAGAGAGAUCUCACUAUUUGAAUGCGAUGUUGAUGAGAGAGAAGCUCCUAUGAGGAGAGAGAAAAAAGUUGAGUAAAUAAAAUUUCUUAGAGCAUUGUUACUAAAAUUUCUGAAUGAUUUGUGAUAAAAAGAUUCUGAAUCCAUCGAGUAAAGCAUCUUCGAUUGAUUGACAAACAAGUCGUCGUUAAGAGGAUGAUCUGCUAAGAGAUGAGUCACCACUUCUUGAGAGCAUAUCAGAUGUGAUGAAAAGCCUCUUCUUGCUAUAUAGACUUGAUGAUGAAGCUCCUUAAAACACACCCCACCUCCAUUCAGAUCCUCUCCGUCAGUGCUAGCUGUCAGAAAGCCGCAAAGUCACCAUUUUUCCACUCUACUAAGUGAUAGUCGCUAGAGAUGAUUUAACGACCUAUUUCACUGAUCUCUAGACUACACAAGAAGAUCUAGAGAUUGCUUAUCUUUGUCCAAGGAGAGCCUUCAAAGCUGUGGAUACUACAUGAUGGUCCUUUUGAAUGCUUAAGAUUUUGAUACAUUACUGAUGCAUCGCCGCGUGAUACCGGAACUUUAUUUUCCUACUUUCAACUUUAUUUAUGCUUCAUUUAGUAAUAAUUUAUGUGAUUUAAAUUUACCAAGCUGUACUUCAUUCAAUUACGAUUCUUUUGACUUUUACAAAUCUUAAUUUGAUCAAUUAAAUUGUCUAUAAUUACUUACGUAAGAAUCGCUAGGUAGAACUCUAUUUCCGUUCGAUUCUCAUUUGUCGAGUGUUGACAUCAUUUUGACAUCCACACCCUUAUUUCUUUUUUUUCAUAAAUUUUAAAUAUAUUUUAUUUUCAUUUCAUAGUGUAAAAUUUAUAAAAAAAUUAUAUUCUUUGAGUAAAAUUAGAAAAAAUACUCGAUAUUAUAUUGCAUCCCUAUGAUUGACUUGGAAAAUUAACACUAAUUUUAGAAGUUUUAUUAAAUUAUAAUUGAUACAUUUGUUUAAAAAUAUUUCUAAAUAUCUAAAAAUUAGUAUUUUCUAGUUUAUAAAUUUUAUAUUUUUGUGAUUUAUUAUACAAUGACUAAGUCACAUCAGAAUGCCUCCUAACCCUCAAUUUAAUUGUAAUAGUAUAUGUCUUAUGUAUGAUAAAAAUACUCAUUUUGAUUUUCAAUGCUAUAAUUUAGAUCAAUCAUUUCACCUUAUGUAAGAACAAGUACAAGUAGCCCACAAUUUUAAUAGAUAUAGGGAGCUUUUUUCUAAUUCUUAUAAUUUUAAUUAAAAGAAUUCAGAAUUUAAAUCUAAUUAGAUAAUAUUCAAAAUCUAAAAAUACUUUGACCCAAUUGAAAUUUUGAAUUUUGUCUAAAAUAGGAAAAUAGAUUUUAAAAAAAUCAGCCCUCUCAAGCCCAACCUAAUGGUAUGAAAAUGGUGCAUAAAAUGAGCCAAAUAAUGUAACAAAUUAUGAAUCAAAUGACAUUGUAGUAAAAGCAAAUUAUAGAGGCUCUUAAGAAUAAGAGAGAAGAGCAAUAACAACCUAGUUAACCUUUAAAAAAUUGUCCAACAAUAGGAUUUCAACAAGGCAAGUCUAGUAACAUGAAUCUUGAAAAACUCCUACAAAAUAAAAAUGUUAGGUGACACGACUCAGUCAUUGUAUAGUAAAUCACGUAAAUUUAAAAUUUAUAAAACUAGAAAAUAUUAAUUUUCAAAUAUUUAGAAAUAUUUAUGAACAAAUAUAUCAAUUAUAAUUUAAUAAAACUUUCAAAAAUAGUAAUAAUUUUUCAGAUCAAUCAUAGAGAUGUAAUAUAAUAUCUGGUAACUAUUUAGAAUUUUCCUUAGAGAAUACUAUUUUAUAUAAAUUUUAUACUAGGAAAUGAAAAGAAAAUAUAUUUAAAAUUCACAGAAAAAGAAAAUAAGGGUGCGGACGUCAAGAUGACAUCAACAUCUCAUGAACAUGAAUCAGACGAAUACAGGGUUCCACUUGACAAUUCUGACGUAAGUAAUUACAAAUGAUUUAAUUGAUCAAAUUAAGAUCUAUAAAAGCCAAAAGAAUCAUAAUAAAAUGAAGUGUAUCUUGGUAAAUUUAAAAUAAAUAAAUUAUCACUUAAUGAAAUAGAAAUUAAGUUGAAAGUAGGAAAAUAGAGUUUUAGCAUCGUGGUGAUGAUGCACUGGAAUCUUGAGCAUUCAAGAGGAAUGUCGUGUAGUGUCUAUAGCUUUGAAGGCUCUCCUUGAACAAGGACGACGUGGGCAAUCUCUAGAUCUCCUUGCGAAGUCUAAAGAUCAAUAAAAUGAGUCAUCGAAUCGUCUCUGACAACUAUCACCUGACAGAGUAGAAAAGUGGUGACUUUUCAACUCUCUGAUUGCUGUCACCUAAUGAAGAGGAGCGAGAUGGAGGUGGGGCGCAUAUCAGGAAGCUUCAUCCUCAGGUUCACACAACAAAAGAAGGCUUUUCAUUGCAUCCGUUAUGCUUUUAAGAGGUGGCGACUCAUCUCUCGACAGAUCCUCCUCUUCCCAACGACGACUUAUUUGUUGAUUAAUCAGAGAUGCCUUACUCGAUGGAUUCGCGAUCCUUUUAUUAUGAAUUGUUCAACAAUUUUAGUAGCAAUACUCUACGAAUCGCGUUGACGAAAUUUUUGUCGAUGAUCCAAUGAUUUUAGUAUCAAUUUGAUGCAAGACGGGGCGAGAACCCUUGUACUUGAUCAAUGAAACUCAAGAUCUAGGAUGGGUAGUCGGACCGAUCCGAUCAGAAUGUAUGGACCCUAGACUCUAGGUCUGACCACAUAAACUAAGUACAAGCAGGCAUACCAAUACGCAUGAUCAACCUAGGACAACCUGGAGAAACACUCGACGAUGGUAAGUGUGAGGACCUCUUGGUCCACGUCAAGACAGACGGCAGAAUAGUCGUUGUGAAGUAGCCUAGGGCUGUAGCUCACAAACAGUGAUGAAUCUGGUGCAGCGUCAGAAGUCAUGAUUCGAUAAUUGUCCUAUCGUAUCUACGUUCUCUUGAUGGUGGUGGAGAUGAGUCGAGGAAACACUUUGAGAGAUAAUUAAACUUAAGAGAAAGGGGUACAAAGCUAACCUUCGGGCCUGCAUAGCCUGGCAAGUUGUGAUAGAGCAGAGAUUCGAUGAAGGCAGAGACGUCCAGUGAAGAGCGAUGCUCAGCAUCGACGGUUGGUCUUGGUCGAGAGUCGCGGAAGUCAUCAUUUUAGGGUGUGACACAGUCGGUGUGGGCGUGAGCCUAUAGGUGGGCCAAAGGGCACGCUAGUGGGUGUGGGCCUGCUGGUGGGCCAAAGGGCAUGCUAGCAGGCAUGGGCCCGCUGGUGGGUGAUAAGUCUUCAUUAUCAUGAGUUAAUAAUUAGUAAAUAAUAUAGUUUUAGCCUUAACUCAUGAUAAAUAGACUUAUAUUUGUGUUAAAGCAUGAAAAGUGGUUUUCAGUUGAUUAACGUGAAUUUUUGGGUAAUUAUGUGAUUUUAUACGAUUUUUACAGUCUUAGUUUUGAGAUAAAUGAAGAACAAGAAAUAAAAAUAAAAAUAUUGCAAAAUGAGGGAAUCCGCCGGCCAGCCGGGCCCGCAAGCGAGUCGGAAGCGCAGUCGGGGAGUAGCCGCGAGCGGGGGCUCGAGCGGCUUGCUUGGAUCGAUAGGGGCACGUGUGCGCCAAUCCCCUUCCACGUCACCGGUGGUCAGCCGGCUGUGGGGCAAGGAGUGGUCGCACACGCGAGAGGACUUUGCCUACAAAGCUAACUUUACUAUAUAUUCGCCCGAAUAAUCCGCGCACAACCGAUGUGGGACUAAAUCCGCCUUGUAAGGCGCGGGCGACCGCCGCGGGUUUGAAUCCUCCCAGAGUCAAAAUUCAUAUAUUUUUAACUGAUUAUCGCGACUUUCCUGCAGAUCGCCGGUGAAGGAUUAAGCAACCGGAAUCGCUGGAUCAUCGGCGAAAAUCUCGUCAACGCAAUUCGCGGAGCAUUGCUACUAAAAUUUCUGAACGAUUCGCGAUAAAAGGACCGCAAUCCAUCGAGUAAAUGAUCUCCGAUUGAUCGACGAACAAGCCGUCGUCGGGAAGAGGACGAUCCGCCGGGAGACCAGUCGCCACCUCCUGAGAGCGUACCAGAUGCGAUGAAGAGCCUCCUCUUGCUGCGCGGACCUGAGGAUGAAGCUCCCUAACACGCGCCUCACCUCCAUCCAGCCCCUCUCCGUAGGGUGACAGCCGCCGGAGAGCCGCAAAGUCGCCGUUUUUCCGCUCCGCCGGGUGACAGCUGCCGGAGACGAUUCGACGACCCACUUCAUUGGUCUCUAGACUUCGCGAGAAGAUCUAGAGAUUGCCCACGUCGUCUUUGUCCAAGGAGAGCCUUCGAGGCCGUGGACACUGCACGACGACCCUCCCGAACGCUCAGGAUUCCGGUGCAUCGCCGACGCGUCGCCGUCGCGACGCCGGAACUCUGUUUUCCUGCUUUAUCUAGAGAUUGCUCACGUCGUCUUUGUCUAAGGAGAGCCUUCGAGGCCGUGGACACUGCACGACGAUCCUCCCGAAUGCUCAGGAUUCUGGUGCAUCACCGACGCAUCGCCGUCGCGACGCCGGAACUCUGUUUUCCUGCUUUCAAUUUAAUUUACGCUUCAUUUAGUGAUACUUUGUUGAUUUUUAUUUACCAAACUAUACUUCGUUCAAUUACGAUUCUUCCGGCUUUUACAGAUCUUAAUUUGAUUAAUUGAGUCGUCUGUAAUCGCCUACGUAAGAAUCGCCGGGCGGAACUGUGUUUCCGCCUGAUUCGCGUUCGCCGGGCGCUGACGUCAUCCUGACGUCCGCACCCUUAUUUCCUCUUUUUUUGUGAAUUUUAAAUAUAUUUCCUUUUUAUUUCCUAGUAUAAAAUUCGUAAGAAAAUCUUACUCAUUGAGAAAAAUUCUGAAUAAUUACCAGAUAUUAUAUUACAUCCCUGUGAUCGACCUGGAAAAUUACCGCUAUUUUUGGAAUUUUUAUUGAAUUAUAAUUGAUAUAUUUAUUUAGAAAUACUUCUAAAUAUCCGAAAAUUCGUAUUUUCUAGUUUUAUAAAUUUAAUAUUUGCGUGAUUUAACAUACAACGACUGAGUCACGUCAAAUUUUGGCGCCGUUGCCGGGGAUGUAUUGCAUAAUAUUUAGUAUUUUUCUGUUUUUCUCUUAGAGUACACAAAAAAAACUUUACUCUUGUUUUAUUUUCUUUUUGCCGAUUUUUAUUAGAAAAAGGGAACGAAAAGAAGCGCGGCAAGGACUGGAGCAUCCUGAAGGAGGGUAACAGUUACUAACUUUUUCCCUCGAAUUUAUUGAUUUUUAUGCAUGGUAGAAGAUCCUUGCAUCCAAGGCUAGAAAAUCCUUUCAUUAUUUCAUUCAAAAAUAAAAAUUCGAAAGAAAAAUUAAUUUUGAUGGAUCCUGAAGGAAGUACAGGUCAAACUGAGAACAAUCCUAUGGCCAUGAAAAAUCAUUAUAUCCCUGAUUCAUUUCAAAGAGCAUCUAAUAUUAGAGUCCCAUUAGCACCCACUGUUAAAUUCGAAAUAAAUCUAGGAAUUUUUCAAAUACUCCCUAAUUUUCAUGGAUUGCCUUUAGAGGAACCUCAUCAGCACUUAGAAAAAUUUCAUAUGGUCUGUGAUUUAGUUAAUCUCCCUCAAGUUACACCAGAAAUCAUUAAGAUGAAAUUAUUCCCUCAUACACUUAGGGACAAAGCUAGUCAUUGGCUAUCCACAUUGGAUAGAGAAUUAACUAGCUGGAAAGAUAUAGAACAGGCCUUUCUUCGAAAAUUUUAUCCCUUAGGAAAAACUCAAAAUAUGAGAAAACAUAUAUGGAGUUUUUCUCAAAGACCAGGAGAAACUUUGCAUGAGACAUGGGAAAAAUUCAAAGAUUUACUUAGAAAGUGUCCUCAUCAUGCUAUACCCAAGUGGCAGCUCAAUAGAAUUUUUUAUGAUGGAUUAUUAGAACAACAUAGAAAUAUGGUUGAUUCUAUAUGUGGAGGAGCUUUUAUGGAGAAAACUCUUGAUGAGAUUUACAGUCUUUAUGAGAAUUUAAGUGAAAAUUCUAGAGAUCAAGCCUCUUUUGAAUUAUAUGACAAGGAAAUGAAGAGAGAAAUUUAUGAAUUGCAUCAUGAUGAUGAUUCUAAACUUAGAAAUGAGGUUAAUCAGAUUAAUCAAAGAUUAGAAAAAAUUGAUUUACUUAUUGAUAAUAUUAGAAAGCCUUUUAACCCUCAACUUAAUUCGAAUAGUACAUGUCCUAUGUAUGGUGAAAAUGAUUAUUCUGAACUUCAAUGUUAUAAUUUAGAUCAAUCAUUUCACCCUAUGCGAGAACAAGUGCAAGUAGCUCACGGUUUUAAUAGAAAUAGGGAAAAUUUUUCAAAUUCUUAUAAUCCUAAUUGGAGGAAUAAUUUUUCAUGGAGAGACCCAAAUAAUAUUCAAAAUCCAGAAGCACUUAGACCCAAUUCAAACUCUGAAUUUCGUCCAAAACAAGAAAAUGGAUUUCAGAAAAAUCAGCCCUCUCAAACCCAACCUGAUGCUAUGGAAAUGAUGCAGCAAAUGAGCCAAAUGAUGCAACAAACUAUGAAUCAAAUGAUGCAACAAAUGAUGCAGCACCAGAAACAAAUUAUAGAGGCUCUUGAGAAUAAGAGAGAAGAGGGACAGCUACCUAGUCAGCCCAUAGAAAAUUCAGAAAACUGUCCAACAGUAAGAUUUCAGCAAGAAGAGUCUAGCUGGAUAAAUUUAGAAAAAAACCCACGAAAUGAAAAUGUUAGGACAGUGAAUAUAUUGAGUGAGAAUAUUUUACCUGAACCUUAUUUCCAAUUAUUAGAAGAAAUUGAUGAUCCAUUAGAAGUAAAUGAGAAUAUUAAGGCCAAAAAUGUAGUAGCAGAAAGUUUGAAUAAAAUCAUUUAUUGCUCACAAUUGAUGAAUGAAUAUAGUGAGGAUGAUGAGGAGAAAGAACCCUUAGAUGAAGAAACAGCAACUGAUCAUAGAAAAAUCAUCCAAAUUUUAGUAGAAGGGAGUAAGGACAGAAAUGAAGAAAAAUAUAUUUCAAGUGAGGAAAAAUCAACUGAUUUGGGAGAUGUAGGAGAUGAAAUUAAUGAAUCUAAUCAUAAUUUUGCAGCCAUGGAUGUUGAUUGUGAGGAUGAUGAUGUAUAUCAUAUACCAAAAUUUAAAGAUAGCUCUUGGGAAGAUGAAGAAUUUGAUGAGUUGAGAAACGAAAAGCUAGAAAAAGAAUUGAUUGAACUAAUGGGAACAAGCGAAAAUAAUAGAUAUGAAUAUAGAGAUAAUUUUGGAGGAGAAAAUUUGAAUUUUACUGAAUUCAUUAGAUCUGAGAUUAAAGAAGACAAUCCUUCCAUCUUUCAAAGCCCACAGCCCAUUAGAAUUAUUUCUAAGCUUGAAAUAUUUCACUCCUCGCAAAUUGAACAAAUAUGUAUGGAAGAUAAAAUGGAGCAGGGGAAGAUUAUGCAGAUAAAAGAAGACAUUAAGAAAUGGGUGAGUGGAAGAAUUAGAGAUACCAAUUUAGAUGAAAAAGUUCUAGAUUGGGCAAGAGCUAAUCUGAAAAUUAUAUGGCCUGAUCACAUUUUAUGGUUUAUUAAUAGAAAGUAUUUAUUAAUGAAUGAGAGCCUAACAAAACAAGAUAGAAAUAAGGAAAGAUUCUUUUCAAAAUGGAAAUAUUAUUUUUGGGAAAAUUUUGUUAAUUUCCAUUUUGUUUUGGCUGAAAGUAUGUCAAGGUAUAUAUAUGAAGUAUAUGAAUUUAUGCUAAAUCUGAAAAAGAAUAUCAUAAAACUUACCUUGGGAUACAAAUAUAUUUUGAUGGCCAUAGAUCAGCUUAUAUGAUAUAAGAGCUGUCCAGCUGGAGACAUUAAAUUCAGCGCUGCAUGGGAGGCAACCCAUGGUUUUUAUUUCAUUUUGUUUGAUCUCUGUUUUUCUUAGAAUUUCGCAGUACUUGUUUCUGUGUUUGUUUUUCUUUCGAAAAAGUGCAGGAGGAGGAGUGUAAGAUGAAGUGGAAAAUUAAAAACGAGGUUGAGGUGAUGUCUUUCUGAGCUUCAUCAUUUAUGAAAAUAUUUUUAAUGCUUAACUUUGCAGAUAUGCAUGCUUCACUUGAAAAUUAUAUUUUCUGCAUAUUCUGUUUCGAGUUUUCUGUGUCAUUGAGGACAAUGUCAUUUUUAAGUUGGGGGGUGAAGUAUUCAUUAUUAAUUUAUGCUGUAGGACGAUUAAGAACAUGUGUUUGCAUUUUAUUCAACUUAGAACAGCAACUAAAAAAAUAAAAAUAAAAUAAAAUUCGGAAAAAUUGCAACAUCUAUUUUCUGGUUUUCUGUCAGAAACAACAGACUGUCAAAAACAGCAGAUGAAAAAACAACCCGAAAUUUGAAAUUCUAGAGACCCUUUUCUCACAUUUCAAUCCCGUAGACAUAUAUUACUGAAAUUCGAGAGACCUAUAAAGAAGAUAGUUUUGAUUUAUUUUUGACAAAUUUAUUGCUGCUAAAAUAGAACUGAAAACAGAAAACAGAACUGUCAGAACUAUCUAAUUUACAAAUUCCUUACAUCAUAUUGCAUGCAUGAAAAAUUAAAUCAAUUAGAUUGAUUGAUACCAAAAGAUACUAGGAAGAUUAUUAUUGAAUCAAAAGAAUGAUCUAGUAGCAUGAAAUGUUGGAAUACUCCUUGGAUACAUGAUAGAUAACAUGGAUUUGAUUUUACAGAUUUUCACUUCAUGAUCUUGAUGGAUAAUAUUUACUUGAUGUGAAAAUUUGAUUGAUCAUUUGAGUUUAAUGGAGAUUUUUGCACCCUGAUCUAUAGGACUUGUGAGGAGAAAUCACUUAUUUCAAAAAAAAAAAAAAGAAAAAAGAAAAAAAGAGAGAGCAAUGUGAAAAAUCUAGAAACGAAGAGUACACAUGGAGGGUGUGAGACAUCAUUCUCAUUGUCGAAAAUCGUGCAUAGAAAAACACUUGCUGAAAAAUAAGUGGAUAAAGUGAAAGCCCUGAAAAUGAAGAGUACACAUGGAGGGUGUGAGACAUCAUUCUUAUUGUCGAAAUUUGUCUACAGGAAAAGCUACUUAUCCACUAUAUAUAUAAAAAAAAAAAAAGAAGGAAGAAAUAUAGUGCAAACUGCAAAAAUCAAGUCAUAGAAAAAGGGAAAUGUAAGAUCAAUAUUAUUCUUGGAUGAGUAUUGAUAAUUGGAACAUCUUGUAAAUACAUCUAUGAGUGAAGAAGUGAUAAAGAUGUGAAUAGAAGAAGUGAAGUCUAGAUUGUUAUUCCAAGGAGUGUUUAAACAUUUAAGCGCUUGACAUCAUUCUUAAAUACUUGAUAUAAGAAUCCAAAGUGUUUAAAGGUGCAUCAUUUCUAAUUGUAUUUCUUUUCUGUAUUGAAAUAUGAUGUUUGAGAUUUGUAAAUUUUUAUUUUCGUAAUUCCAUUGCUAAGAGACUAGCAAUGAUUUAAGUUGGGGGGUGUGAUAAGUCUUCAUUAUCAUGAGUUAAUAAUUAGUAAAUAAUAUAGUUUUAGCCUUAACUCAUGAUAAAUAGAUUUAUAUUUGUGUUAAAGCAUGAAAAGUGGUUUUCAGUUGAUUAACGUGAAUUUUUGGGUAAUUAUGUGAUUUUAUACGAUUUUUACAGUCUUAGUUUUGAGAUAAAUGAAGAACAAGAAAUAAAAAUAAAAAUAUUGCAAAAUGGGGGGAUCCGCCGGCCAGCCGGGCCUGCAAGCGGGUCGGAAGCGCAGUCGGGGAGUAGCCACGAGCAAGGGCUCGAGCGGCUUGCUUGGAUCGAUAGGGGCACGUGUGCGCCACUCCCCUUCCACGUCACUGGUGGUCAGCCGGCCGUGGGGCAAGGAGUGGUCGUACACGCGAGAGGACUUUGCCUAGAAAGCUAACUUUACUAUAUAUUCGCCCGAAUAAUCCGCGCACAACCAAUGUGGGACUAAAUCCACCUUGUAAGGCGCGGGCAACCGCCGCGGGUUCGAAUCCUCCCAGAGUCAAAAUUCAUAUAUUUUUAACUGAUUAUCGCGACUUUCCUGCAGAUCGCCGGUGAAGGAUUAAGCAACCGGAAUCGCUGGAUCAUCGGCGAAAAUCUCGUCAACGCGAUUCGCGGAGCAUUGCUACUAAAAUUUUUGAACGAUUCGCGAUAAAAGGAUCGCAAUCCAUCGAGUAAAUCAUCUCCGAUUGAUCGACGAACAAGCCGUCGUCGGGAAGAGGACGAUCCGCCGGGAGACCAGUCGCCACCUCCUGAGAGCGUACCAGAUGCGAUGAAGAGCCUCCUCUUGCUGCGCGGACCUGAGGAUGAAGCUCCCUAACACGCGCCUCCCCUCCAUCCAGCCCCUCUCCGUCGGGUGACAGCCGCCGGAGAGCCGCAAAGUCGCCGUUUUUCCGCUCCGCCGGGUGACAGCCGCCGGAGACGAUUCGACGACCCACUUCAUUGGUCUCUAGACUUCGCGAGAAGAUCUAGAGAUUGCCCACGUCGUCUUUGUCUAAGGAGAGCCUUCGAGGCCGUGGACACUACACGACGACCCUCCCGAACGCUCAGGAUUCCGGUGCAUUGCCGAUGCGUCGCCGUCGCGACGCCGGAACUCUGUUUUCCUGCUUUAUCUAGAGAUUGCCCACGUCGUCUUUGUCCAAGGAGAGCCUUCGAGGCCGUGGACACUGCACGACGAUCCUCCCGAACGCUCAGGAUUCCGGUGUAUCGCCAACGCAUCGCCGUCGCGACGUCAGAACUCUGUUUUCCUGCUUUCAAUUUAAUUUACGCUUCAUUUAGUGAUACUUUGUUGAUUUUAAUUUACCAAACUAUACUUCGUUCAAUUACGAUUCUUCCGGCUUUUACAGAUCUUAAUUUGAUUAAUUGAGUUGUCUGUAAUCACCUACGUAAGAAUCGCCGGGCGGAACUCUUAUUUCCUUUUUUUCGUGAAUUUUAAAUAUAUUUCCUUUUUAUUUCCUAGUAUAAAAUUCGUAAGAAAAUCGUACUCAUUGAGAAAAAUUCUGAAUAAUUACCAGAUAUUAUAUUACAUCCCUGUGAUCGACCUGGAAAAUUACUGCUAUUUUUGGAAUUUUUAUUGAAUUAUAAUUGAUAUAUUUAUUUAGAAAUACUUCUAAAUAUCCGAAAAUUCGUAUUUUCUAGUUUUAUAAAUUUAAUAUUUGCAUGAUUUAACAUACAACGACUGAGUCACGUCAGUGGGCCAAAGGGCACAUUAGCGGGGGCAUGCGGCAAGCUGCACGGCAUGCCCUAGGGCACGUGGGCAGUGGUGCCAGGUGGGCGAGCGGGCCACAAGAGCUGGCACGCGGGGUGUGCAUAGUGGCAGUGCUUCGGUGGGAAGGCCGAGCGUCUGCAGCGCUUCGGCAAGAAGGCCAAGCGUCAGUUGCACUUCAAUGGGAAUGUCAAGCGUCGGCGUUCAACAGGAAGGCCGAGCAUCAGCAGUGCUUCGGCGGGAAUGCCAAGCAUCAGCGAUGUGACGUGACUCAGUCAUUGUAUAUUAAAUCAUGCAAAUCUAAAAUUUAUAAACUAGAAAAUACAAAUUUUUAGAUAUUUAGAAGUAUUUCUGAAUAAAUAUAUCAAUUAUAAUUCCAUAAAACUUUCAAAAAUAGUAGUAAUUUUCCAAGUCAAUAAUAGGGAUAUAAUAUAAUAUAUGGUAAUUAUUCAUAAUUGUUCUCAAUGAAUACGAUUUUCUAUUAAUUUUAUACUAGGAAAUAAAAAGGAAAUAUAUUUAAAAUUCACAAAAAAGGGAAAUAAGGGUGCAGACAUCAAGAUGAUGUCAGCACCUUGCAAAUGCGAAUUAGGUGAAAAUAGAGUUUCACCUGAUGAUUCUUACGUAAGUGAUUACAUACAAUUUAAUUAAUCAAAUUAAGAUAUGUAAAAGCCGGAAGAAUCGUAAUAGAACAAAGUAUAUUUUAGUAAAUUAAAAUCACAAACACUAUCAUUAAAUGAAGUGUAAAGUAAGUUGAAAGUAGGAAAAUAGAGUUCCGGCAUCGCAACGGCGAUGCGUUAGUGAUGCACCAGAAUCCUGAGCGUUCAGGAGGAUCGUCAUGUAGUGUCCACGACCUCGAAUGCUCUCCUUGGACAAAUACAACGUGGGCAAUUUCUAGAUCUUCUCACGAAGUCUAGAGAUUAAUGAAAUAGGUUGUCAAGUCAUCUCCGAUGGCUGUCACCCGGUGGAGUGGAAAAACGGCGACUUUGUAGCCCUCUAACAACUGUCACCCGAUGGAGAAGAGUUGGAUGGAGGUGGGGCGUGUGUCAAGGAGCUUCAUCCUCAAGUCUGCGUAGCAAAAGGAGGCUCUUCAUCGCAUCUGGUACACUCUCAAGAGGUGGCGACUCGUCUCCCGGUGGAUCGUCCUCUUCCUGACGACAGCUUGUUCGUCGAUCAAUCGAAGAUGAUUUACUUGAUGGAUUCACAAUCUUUUUAUUGCGAAUCAUUUAGCAAUUUUAAUAGCAAUGCUCCCCGAAUUGCGUUGUUGAGAUUUUUGUUGAUGAUCUAGCGAUUCUCGUUGCUUAAUCCUUCACCGACAAUCUCCAGGAAAGUCACGAUAAUCAGAUAAAAAUAUAUGAAUUUUGACUCUAAGAGGAUUCAAACCCGUGCUAGUUGUCUGCCCCUUCUAAGGAAGGUGUGACAGGGGUUUAGUCCCACAUCAGUUAUGUGCCGAUGUUUCGGGUGAAUAUAUAGUAAUGCUACAUUUAUAAACAAAGUUCCUUCUCUCAUGUGUACGACCACUCCUUGCCCCACAGCCGGCUGGCCACCGGUGACGUGGAAGGGGAGUGGCAUACGUGUGUCCUGUCGGUCCCCAAGCCAAGCCGCUCGAGCCCUUGCUCGCAACUUACUCCCCGACUACGCUUCCGACCCGCUUGCGGGCCCGGCUGGCCGGUGGGUCCCCCCAUUUUUGCAAUAUUUUUAUUUUUAUUUCUUUUUUUUCAUUUAUCUCAAAAGUAAGACUAUAAAAAUCAUAUAAAAUCACAUAAUUACCCAAAAAUUCACGUUAAUCAAUUAAAAACAAAAAAUCAUUCUUUAACAUAAAUAUAAGUCUAUUUAUCAUGAGUUAAGGCUAAAACUAUAUUAUUUACUAAUUAUUAACUCAUGAUAAUGAAGACUUAUCAGCCCACUUGAGGCCCUCAAGCCCAUAAGCCACAAAGGCUACAAAAGGGGCUUAUUGGGCCUUUUAAAGAGAGACCCAAUAAGCUCCCUUAAAAGGAGAAAGCGGAGGGACCUCUUAUGGUGCUUAACUGGGCCUCAAAUGAAGACCCAAAUAAGCCCCAAAAGAGGCCCAAAAGGAAAGACACAUAGGUCCCCCCCCCCCUAGGGCUGUAAUUGGCCCUCAAAGAGAGACCUAAAAAAACCCCAAAGAAAGGGAGACACAAACAACAACACACACACAUAGAAUUGGGCCCGGUAACACACAAACAUGAGGCCCAACAAGUCAACAUGAAAAUACCAAGAAAGAUAAGGGUGAGCUCGAGCUCGUCAAUUGUGGAGGUGGAAUGUCGUCGUCCCGAAGGGCUAGGCCAUGUAGCAAAAGCUAGGCUCCUUCGUCUUUGCACAUCAAUCGAGCUGAACUCAGAUUGUCAAUGUCUCCUGAGCUGAUGGAGAUGGGUCCUGCUUGCCAUCACUCUAGUGAUCUGCAAGAAAGUCAUAAUAACCAAUUAAAAAAAUAUAAAUUUUGACUCUUGGAGGAUUCAAACCUGCGCCGAUUGCCUACCCUUUCUUAGGGAAGGUGUGACGCGAGUUUAGUCCUACAUCAGUUGUGCACCGAUUUUUCAGGCAAAUAUAUAGUAAUGUUACAUUUCAAAGCAAGUCCCUUUCUUGCACAUGUACAACCACUCCUUGCCCCACAGCUAGUUAGCCACUAGUGACGUAAAAGGGAAGCGAUAGAGGCUCUUCAUCACAUCAGGUACGCUCUUAGGAGGUGGUGACUCGUCUCUUGGUAGAUCAUCUUUUUCUAGACAAUGGCUCAUUCGUCAAUCAAUCAGAGAUAUUUUACUUGAUAGAUUCAAUAUCCCUUUAUUGUGAAUCAUUUAGCAAUUUUAGUAACAAGGCUCUAUGAAUUGUGUUGACGAGAUUUUCACCGAUGAUCUAGUGAUUCUGGUUGCUUAAUCCUUCACCUAUGAUUUGCAAGAAAGUCACAAUAAUCAAAUAAAAAAUAAUGAGUUUUGGCACUGGGAGGAUUUAAACCUGGGCUGAUUGCCUACCUUUUCUAGGGAAGGUGAUGCGGUUAUAGUCCUACAUCACUUGUGUGCCGAAUUUUCAGGUGAAUAUAUAGUAAUAUUACAUUUCCAAUCAAGUCCCUUUCUUGUGCGUGUAUGACCACUCCUUGUACCCAUACUCGCAACUACUCCCUAACUGUGCUUCUGACCCACUUGCAGGCCUGACUAACUAGCGGGUCCCCCCAUUUUGUUAUAUUUUUAUUUAUUUUUCUUUUUUUUCAUUUUUGUCAAAAGUAAGAUUAUAAAAAUCAUAUAAAUUUGUAUAAAAUCACAUAAUUACCAAAAGUUCACAUUAAUCAAUUGAAAAACCACUUUUCAUACUUUAACAUAAAUAUAAGUUUAUUUAUCAUGAUUUAAGACUAAAACUAUAUUAUUUACUAAUUAUUAACUCAUCAUAAUGAAAACUUAUCACUUACCAUCUUUCUAGAUUGAGUGAUACAAGAAUAAAUACAACACCUUUGCAAAAUAAAUUUCUAGAUGAACAAUUGAAGGCAGCUCAACAUCAAUCAUAACCAUAGUAUGCACAUAUUGUUAAUUUUCUAGUUUUUGGAAAAUUUUCAAAAUAUUGGGAUAAGAAUAGAAAAAUUAUUUCUUUUCUAAGAUUAAAAAUUAUUUUUUGUAUAAUCCUGAUUUAUAGUACUUGAGCAAUGAUCAAAUUUUAAGGAGAUAUGUUCUUGAAGAAGAAUAUCAUAGCAUUCUUAACAUGUGCUAUUCAUCUAACUAUGGAGGACAUUUUUAUAUAUGAAAAUAGCUAUAAAAUAUUUUUAGUGUGGUUUUAUUGGCCUACAAUCAUUAGAGAUUCUAUGGAAUUUAGUAGAACAUGUAUUUCAUGUCAAUCUAUAGGUAAUAUGAAUAUAAAAGAUGAAAUGUCCAUGAGUAACAUGUUAGUAGUUGAAAUUUUUGAUAUAUGAGAUAUAGACUUCAUGGGUGCCCUCCCAUCAACUGAAAAAUAUAAAUAUAUUUUGCUUGCUAUUGAUUAUGUGUCUAAGUGAGUGGAUGUUAUUCCUACUAGAACUAAUGAUUAUAAAAUUGUGAUAAAAUUAGUGUGAGAAAAAAGUUUUUCGAGAUUUGAAUGUCCUAGAGUGAUUAUUAGUGAGAAUUUACCAAGUCGAUCAUAGGGAUGUAAUAUAAUAUUGGGUAAUUUUUCAAAUUUUUCUUAAAAAUUAUAAGUUUUUAUGAAUUUUAUACUCAAAAAUAAAAAUGAAAUAUAUUUAAAAUUCAAAAAAAAAGAAAUAAGGGUGGAAACGUCAAGGUGACAUCAGUGCUCGACGAAUGUGAAUCGAGCAGAAAUAGAGUUCCACAUGACAAUUCUUAUGUAAGCGAUUACCAACCAUUUAAUUGAUCAAAUUAAGAUUUGUAAAAGCAAGAAUCAUAGUUGAAUGAAAAAUAGCUUGAUAAAUUUAAAUCACACAAAUUAUCAUUAAAUGAGGUGAAAAUUAAGUUGAAAGUAAGAAAUAGAGUUCUAGUAUUAUGUCAAUGAUGUGUCAAUAAUGUACUAGAAUUUUGAGCAUUUGGGAGGAUUGUCAUAUAGUGUCCACGGCAUUGAAGAUUUUCUUUGGACAAGGACAACAUAGGCAAUCUCUAGAUCUUCUUGCAAAGUUUAGAGAUCAAUGAAAUGGGUCGUUGAAUCAUCUCCGAUAGUUGUCACCUAGUAGAGCAGAAAAAUAAUAACUUUGUGGCUUUCUAGUGGUUGACACCUGAUGGAGAAGAGCUAGAUGGAGGUGGGGUGCAUGUCAAGGAGUUUCAUCCUCAAGUCUGUGCAACAAGAGGAGGCUCUUCAUCACAUUUGAUAUGCUCUCAAGAAAUAUCAACUCAUCUAUCAAUGAAUCAUCUUCUUCUCUAUGACAGCUUGUUAAUCAAUUAAUUAAAAAUCUUUUACUUGAUAGAUUCGUAAUCCUUCUAUUGCGAAUCAUUCAGUAAUUUUAGCAACAAUAUUCUGUGAAUUGUAUCGACCAGAUUUUUCGCUGAUGAUCCAAUGAUUUUAACAACUUAAUCUUCUACCGAUGAUUUACAAGAAAGUCAUGAUUUAAUUAGAUAAAAAUAUGAUUUUUUGGCUCUAGUAGGAUUUGAACCAAUGUAGGUUGCUUGGUUGCAUGAGAGAGAUUGAAAUAAGUACUCUAAUACUAUUAUAAAGUGACAUCAUUAUAGUAUAUCUCUAUUAUGACUAAAAGGUAUUUUAGGUAUUAAAAUCUUUGAGGCCAUUCUAAAUAUUAUAAUUGACAUCAUUUUGGAUGAAUAUAUAGUAAUAUCACAUUUCUAAGUAAUAAGUCCCUUUCUUCCAUGUAUACGACUACUCUUUACCCUACAACUAGUUGGUCACCAAUGACAUGAAAGGGGAGUGGCAAUUGAUGUGACUCAAUCAUUGUAUAGUAAAUCACGUAAAUUUAAAUUUUAUAAAACUAGAAAAUACAAUUUUUUGGGUAUUUAGAAGUAUUUUUAAAAAAUAUAUAUCAAUUAUAAUUUAAUAAAAAUUCCAAAAAUAGAAAUAAUUUUUCAAAUCAAUCACAAGGAAGUAAUAUAAUAUUUGGUAAUUAUUUAGAAUUUUUCACAAAAUAUACUAUUUUUUAUAUAUUUUAUACUAAGAAAUGAAAUGAAAUAUAUUUAAAAUUUAUGAAAUAUGAAAAUAAAGGUGAGGAGGUCAAAAUGAUGUUAGUGCCUGGCAAACAUGAAUUGGACAAUACAGAAUUCCACUCGGUGAUUCUUAUGUAAGUAACUAUAGAUGAUUUAAUUGAUCAAAUAAUGAUUUGUAAAAGCCAAAAGAAUCGUAAUGGAAUGAAGUAUAUCUUAGUAAAUUUAAAAUCAACAAAUUAUCACUAAAUGAAAUAAAAAUUAAGUUCAAAGUAAGAAAAUAAAGUUCCGAUGUCACGGCGGCGAUGCAUCGGUGAUGCAUCGAAAUCCUAAGCAUUUGGGAGGAUCAUCGUGCAAUGUCUACGGCCUCAAAAAUUCUCCUUGGACAAAGACAACAUGGGUAAUCUCUAGAUCUCCUUGUGAAGUCUAGAAAUCAAUGAAAUGGGUCAUCAAAUCAUCUUCGGUGACUAUCACCUGGUGGAGCAGAAAAAUGGCAACUUUGUGGCUCUCUAGUGAUUGUCACCCAACAAAGAGAAGUUAGAUGGAGGUGGGGCACAUGUCAAGGAGCUUCAUCCUCAAGUCCACACAUCAAGAGAAGGCUCUUCAUUGCAUCUGGUAUGCUCUCAGAAGGUGGCGACUUGUCUCCUAGUGGAUCGUCCUCUUCUUGACAAUGGCUUGUUCCUUGAUCAAUUGGAGAUGCUUUACUCGAUGGAUUCGUGAUCCUUUUAUCGUGAGUUGUUCAGCAAUUUUAGUAACAAUGCUCUGCCAAUCGUGCUGACGAGAUUUUUGUCAGUGAUCCAACGAUUUUGGUUGCUAAAUCCUUCACCGACGAUCUGUAGGAAAGUCACGACAAUCAAAUAAAAAAUAAUGAGUUUUGGCUCUUAGAGAAUUCAAACCCAUGCCAAUUGCCCCACCCUUUUUAGGGAAGGUGUGACGUGGUUUAGUCCCACAUCACUUGUGCGUUAAAGUUUCUGGUGAAUAUAUAAUAAUAUUACAUUUCUAAUCAAGUCCCUUUCUCACACAUGUACAACCACCCCUUGCCCCAUAGCCGGCUGGCCACUAGUGACGUGGAAGGGGAGUGGCACACAUGUACCCCAUCACUCCAAGACGCUCAAGCCCUUGCUCGCGGCUACUCCCUAAUUGUGCUUCUAACCCACUUGCAGGCAUGGCUGGCUGACGAGUGAUAAGUCUUCAUUAUCAUAAGUUAAUAAUUAGCAAAUAAUAUAAUUUUAGCCUUAAAUCAUGAUAAAUAGACUUAUAUUUGUGUUAAAGUGUGAAAAGUAGUUUCUAGUUGAUUAACGUGAAUUUUUGGGUAAUUAUGUGAUUUUAUACAAUUUUUAUAGUCUUACUUUUGAGAUAAAUGAGAAAAAAGAAAUUAAAAUAAAAAUAUAACAAAAUGGGGAGGACUCGCCAGCUAGUCAGGCCCGCAAGCGGGUCAAAAGCGCAGUCAGGUAGGAGCCGUGAGCAGGGCUCGAGCAACUUGAACCGAUGGGGGAACGUGUGUGCCACUCCUCUUCCAUGUCACUAGUGGCCAGUCGGCUGUGGGGCAAAGAGUGGUCGUACAUGCAUGAGAGAGGGACUUGACUAGGACUCGAGGAAGAAGCCCUGGCUAACUCCGUGCCAGCAGCCGUGGUAAGACGGGGGGGGCAAGUGUUCUUCGGAAUGACUGGGCGUAAAGGGGCUAUCGGGGAAUUUCCCAUCUUAGUAGGAGCUUUCCGAAGAAAUAGCUUAGUAGCGACUUUGGAACCGCAUCUCUGACAACUGAGACUCGAGAGACGCGAACAGCCCAUGAGACUGGAAUACGUUUAACAAAGCUAGCCGCGUGCCUCGAACGAAGAGACCUCCCAAGACUUCAGACACCUAAAGGUUACUUAUCGAAACACUUCAAUAGAACAAGGGGAGAGAUUUGAAACAAAGGGACAGGGAUGACUAAGACGAGUUAUGCUUAGAUGGAUCCGGGGAUGGCUAAAACAUCUUUAAUCUGCUUGGGUAGGCUGGGAGGCCUCCUCAGUCCCUAAGGCUGAGCAAGAUGCAUCAACAGCUACAUUUACCAUGGUAGCAGGGUGCUUGUUUUCUUCAAUCCGGGGUGGACCAUGAUCGACCUCCAUUUGAAGCUACAAAGUCAGCAUCCAAAAAUGGUUUUGGCACACAACUGAUGUGGGACUAAACUCGUGUCACCUUCCCCAGAAAGGGUGGGAAAUUGGCGUGGGUUUUAAUCCUCCUAGAGCCAAAACUCAUAUUUUUUUAUCUAAUUAUCGUGACUUUCCUAAAAUGUCAAUGAAGGAUUAAGCAACUAGAAUCGCUAAAUCAACGGCAAAAAUCUUGUCAACGUGAUUCGUAGAGCAUUAUUACUAAAAUUGUUGAACAAUUCAUGAUUAAAGGAUCACAAAUCCAUCGAGUAAACCAUCUCUAAUUGAUCGACAAAGAAGUCAUCGUCGGAAAGAGGACGAUCCAUCAAGAAAUGAGUUGUCACCUCCUGAGAGCGUACCAGAUAUGUUGAAGAGCCUCUUCUUGGUAUGCGGACAUGAGGAUGAAGCUCCUUGACACGCGCCCCACCUCCAUCUAGCUCAUCUUCGUUAGGUGAUAGCUACCACAAAGUCGUCAGUUUUCUACUCCGCCGGGCGAUAGCCACUAGGGAUGAUUCAAUGACCCAUUUUAUUGAUCUCUAAACUUUCCAAGGAGAUCUACAGAUUGCCCACGUCAUCUUUGUCAAAGGAGAGCCUUUAAGACUAUGGACACGGCACGACUUCUGGUGCAUUGCCGACACAUCAUCGACACAUCGCCAUCACGACGUCGGAACUCUAGUUUUUUGCUUUCAACUUAAUUUUUAUUUCAUUUAGUGAUAAUUUGUUGAUUUUAAAUUUACCAGGUUAUACUUCAUUUCAUUACGAUUCUUCUGACUUUUAUAGAUCUUAAUUUGAUCAAUUAAAUCAUUUGUAAUCGCUUAUGUAAGAAUCACCAAGUGGAACUCUAUUUCUGUCCAAUUCGCGUUUGCCAGGAACUGACGUCAUCUUGACAUUCAUACCCUUAUUUCUCUUUUUUAUGAAUUUUAAAUAUAUAUAUUUUUUAUUUUUUAGUAUAAAAUUUAUAGAAAAUAAUAUUCUUUGAAGAAAAUUUUGAAUAAUUACUAGAUAUUAUUACAUCCUUGUAAUCGACUUGGAAAAUUACCACUAUUUUUGGAAGUUUUAUUGAAUUAUACUUAAUAUAUUUGUUUAGAAUACUUCUAAAUUUUCAAAAAUUCAUAUUUUCUAGUUUUAUAAAUUGUCAAUUUAUGUGAUUUACUAUACAAUGACUAAGUCACAUCAAAUUUUUGUGCCAUUGCUGGGAAUGUAUUACAUAAUAUUUAGUAUUUUUUUAUUUUUCUCUUAGAGUACACAAAAAAAAUUAACUCUUAUUUUAUUUUCUUUUUUUAUUGAAUUAUUCUUUUUAGAAAAAGAGAACAAAAAGAAGCAAGGCAAGGACUGGAGCAUACUGAAGGAGGGUAACAUUUACUAAACUUUUCCCUCAAAAUUAUUAUUUUUUUAUACAUGGUAGAAGAUCCUUACAUCUAAGGCUAGAAAAUCCUUUCAUUAUUUCAUUCAAAACUAAAAAUCCGAAAGAAAAAUUAAUUUUGAUAGAUCUUGAAGUAUAAGUCCAAUUGAGAGCAAUCCUAUGGCUAUGAAAAAUCAUUAUAUCCCUGAUUCAUUUCAAAGAGCAUCCAAUAUUAAAGUCCCAUUAGCACCCACUGUUAAAUUCAAAAUAAAUCCAGAAAAUUUUCAAAUGCUCCCUAAUAAGUCUUCAUUAUCAUGAGUUAAUAAUUAGUAAAUAAUAUAGUUUUAGCCUCAACUCAUGAUAAAUAGACUUAUAUUUGUGUUAAAAAAUAAUUUAUGGUUUUUAGUUGAUUAAUGUAAAUUUUUGGGUAAUUAUGUGAUUUUAUACAAUUUUUACAAUCUUACUUUUGAGAUAAAUGAAGAACAAGAAAUAAAAAUAAAAAUAUUAUAAAAUGGGGGACCCGCCGGCCAACCGAGCCCGCAAGCGGGUUGGAAGUGCAGUCGGGGAGUAGCUGCAAGCAGGGGCUCAAGCGGCUUAGAUUGGACCAAUAGGGGCACGUGUACACCACUCCCCUUCCACGUCACCGGUGGCCAAUUUGCUGUGGGGCAACGAGUGGUCGUACAUACGAGAGAAGAGACUUUGCUUAUAAAGCUAACAUUACUAGAUAUUUGUCUGAAAAGUUGGUGCACAACCGAUGUGGGACUAAACCUGCAUCACAUUUCCUCACAGGCAGGUGAUAAGUCUUCAUUAUCAUGAGUUAAUAAUUAGUAAAUAAUAUAGUUUUAGCCUUAACUCAUGAUAAAUAGACUUAUAUUUGUGUUAAAGAAUGAUUUAUGGUUUUCAAUUGAUUAACAUGAAUUUUUGGGUAAUUAUGUGAUUUUAUAUGAUUUUUACAGUCUUACUUUUGAGAUAAAUGAAGAACAAGAAAUAAAAAUAAAAAUAUCACAAAAAUGGGGAGACCCACCGGCCAGCCGUGCCCGCAAGCAGGUCGGAAGCGCAGUUGGGGAGUAAGCCACGAGCAGGGGCUCGAGCGGCUUGGCUUGGGGACCGACAAGGCACGCGUACGCCACCCCCUUUCCACGUCACGGGUGGCUAGCCGGCUGUGGGGCAAGGAGUGGUCAUAUACGCGAGAGAAGGGACUUUGCUCAGAAAGUUAACAGUACUAUAUAUUCGCUCGAAAAAUCGGCGUACAACUGAUGUGGGACUAAACCCCCGUCACACCUUCCUCAGAAGAGGCGGGCGACCGGCGCGGGUUCGAAUCCUUCCAGAGUCAAAAUUCAUAUACUUUUAUUUGAUUAUCACGACUUUCCUGCAGAUCGCCGGUGAAGGAUUAAGCAACGAGAAUCACUGGAUCAUCGGCGAAAAUCUCAUCAACGCAAUUCGCAGAGCAUUGCUACUUAAAUUGCUGAACGAUUCGCGAUAAAAGGAUCGUGAAUCCAUCGAGUAAAUCAUCUUCGAUUGAUCGACGAACAAGCCGUCGUCGGGAAGAAGACGAUCCGCCGGGAGACCACUCGCAACCUUUUGAGAGCGUGCCAGAUGCGAUGAAGAGCCUCCUCUUGCUGCGUGGACCUGAGGAUGAAGCUCCCUAACACACGCCCCACCUCCAUCCAGCUUCUCUUCAUCGGGUGAUAGCCACCGGAGAGCCGCAAAGUCGCCGUUUUUCCGCUCCGCCAGGUGACACCCGCCGGAGAUGAUUCGACGACCCACUUCAUUGAUCUCUAGACUUUGCGAGAAGAUCUAGAGAUUGCCCACGUUGUCUUUGUCCAAAGAGAGCCUUCGAGGCCGUGGACACUACACGACGAUCAUCCCGAACGCUCAGGAUUUUGAUGCAUCACCGACGCAUCACCGUCGUGACGCCGGAACUCUGUUUUCCUACUUUCAAUUUAAUUUACGCUUCAUUUAGUGAUACUUUGUGUGAUUUUAAUUUACCAAACUAUACUUCGUUCAAUUAUGAUUCUUCCAAUUUUUACAGAUCUUAAUUUGAUUAAUUAAGUCGUCUGUAAUCUCUUACUGACGUGACUCAGUCAUUGUAUGUUAAAUCACGCAAAUAUAAAAUUUAUAAAACUAGAAAAUACGAAUUUUUGGAUAUUUAGAAGUAUUUCUAAAUAAAUAUAUCAAUUAUAAUUCAAUAAAAAUUCCAAAAAUAGCGGAAAUUUUCCAGGUCGAUCACAGGGACGUAAUAUAAUAUCUGGUAAUUAUUCAGAAUUUUUCUCAAUGAGUACGAUUUUCUUAAAAAUUUUAUACAAGAAAAUAAAAAGGAAAUAUAUUUAAAAUUCACGAAAAAAAAGAAAUAAGGGUGCGGACGUCAGGAUGACGUCAGCGCCAGGCGAAUGCAAAUCAGGCAGAAAUAGAGUUCCGCCCGGUGAUUCUUACGUAGGCGAUUACAGACGACUCAAUUAAUCAAAUUAAGAUCUGUAAAAGCCGGAAGAAUCGUAAUUGAACGAAGUAUAGUUUGGUAAAUUAAAAUCAACAAAGUAUCACUAAAUGAAGCGUAAAUUAAAUUGAAAGCAGGAAAACAGAGUUCCGGCAUCGCGACGGCGAUGCAUCGGCGAUGCACCGGAAUCUUGAGCGUUCGGGAGGAUCGUUGUGCAGUGUCCAUGGCCUCGAAGGCUCUCCUUGGACAAAGACGACGUGGGCAAUCUCUAGAUCUUCUCGCAAAGUCUAGAGAUCAAUGAAGUGGGUCGUCGAAUCGUCUCUGGCGGCUGUCACCCGGCAGAGCGGAAAAACGGCGACUUUGCGGCUCUCCAGCGGCUGUCACCCGAUGGAGAGGAGCUGGAUGGAGGUGGGGCGCGUGUUAGGGAGCUUCAUCCUCAGGUCCGCGCAGCAAGAGGAGGCUCUUCAUCGCAUCUGGUACGCUCUCAGGAGGUGGCGACUGGUCUCCCGGCGGAUCGUCCUCUUCCCGACGACGACUUGUUCGUCGAUCAAUCGGAGAUGAUUUACUCGAUGGAUUCGCGAUCCUUUUAUCGCGAAUCGUUCAGCAAUUUUAGUAGCAAUGCUCCGCGAAUCGCGUUGACGAGAUUUUCGCCGAUGAUCCAGCGAUUCUCGUUGCUUAAUCCUUCACCGGCGAUCUGCAGGAAAGUCGCGAUAAUCAGAUAAAAAUAUAUGGAUUUUGACUCUGGGAGGAUUCGAACCCGCGCCGGUCGCCCGCCUCUGAGGAAGGUGUGACGGGGGUUUAGUCCCACAUCGGUUGUGCGCCGAUUUUUCGGGCGAAUAUAUAGUAAUGUUAGAUUUGUGAGCAAACUCCCUUCUCUCACAUGUACGACCACUCCUUGCCCCACAGCCGGCUGGCCACCGGUGACGUGGAAGGGGAGUGGCGCACACGUGCCCCUAUCGGUCCAAGCUAAGCCGCUCGAGCCCCUGCUCGCGGCUACUCCCCGACUGCGCUUCCGACCUGCUUGCGGGCCCGGCUGGCCGGCGGGUCCCCCCAUUUUACAAUAUUUUUAUUUUUAUUUCUUGUUCUUCAUUUAUCUCAAAAGUAAGACUGUAAAAAUCGUAUAAAAUCACAUAAUUACCCAAAAAUUCACAUUAAUCAACUGAAAACCACUUUUCACACUUUAACACAAAUAUAAGUCUAUUUAUCAUGAGUUAAGGCUAAAACUAUAUUAUUUACUAAUUAUUAACUCAUGAUAAUGAAGACUUAUCACACCCCCCAACUUAAAUCAUUGCUAGUCCCUUAGCAAUGGAAUUACGAAAAUAAAAAUUUACAAAUCUCAAACAUCAUAUUUCAAUACAGAAAAAAAUAAUAAUUAGAAAUGAUGCACCAUUAAACACUUUGGAUUCUUAUAUCAAGUAUUUAAGAAUGAUGCCAAGGACUUAAAUGUUUAAACACUCCUUGGAAUAACAAUCUAGACUUCACUUCUUCUAUUCACAUUAUUAUCACUUCUUCACUCAUAGAUGUAUUUACAAGAUGUUCCAAUUAUCAAUACUCAUCCAAGAAUAAUAUUGAUCUUACAUUUCCCUUUUUCUAUGACUUGAUUUUUGAAGUUUGCACUAUAUUUCUUCCUUUUUUUUUUUUUAAAUAGUGGAUAAGUAGCUUUUCUUGUAGACAAAUUUCGACAAUAAGAAUGAUGUCUCACACCCUCCAUGUGUACUCUUCAUUUUCAGGGCUUUCACUUUAUCCACUUAUUUUUCAGCAAGUGUUUUUCUAUGCACGAUUUUCGACAAUGAGAAUGAUGUCUCACACCCUCCAUGUGUACUCUUCGUUUCUAGAUUUUUCACAUUACUUUCUCUUUUUUUUUUUUUCGAAAUAAGUGAUUUCUCCUCACAAGUCCUAUAGAUCAGGGUGCAAAAAUCUCCAUUAAACUCAAAUGAUCAAUCAAAUUUUCACAUCAAGUAAAUACUAUCCAUCAAGAUCAUGAAGUGAAAAUCUACAAAAUCAAAUCCAUGUUAUCUAUCAUGUAUCCAAGGAGUAUUCCAACAUUUUAUGCUACUAGAUCAUUCUUUUGACUCAAUAAUAAUCUUCCUAGUAUCUUUUGGUAUCAAUCAAUCUAAUUGAUUUAAUUUUUCAUGCAUGUAAUAUGAUGUAAGGAAUUUGUAAAUUAGAUAGUUCUAACAAUUCCGUUUUCUGUUUUCAGUUCUAUUUUUACCAGCAAUAAAUUUGUCAAAAAUAAAUCAAAGCUAUCUUCUUUAUAGCUGUAAUUUCGAAUUUCAGUAAUAUAUAUCCAGGGGAUUGAAAUGUGAGAAAAGGGUCUUCUAGAAUUUCAAAUUUCGGGCUGUUUUUUGUCUACUGUUUUUGAUAGUCUGUUGUUUCUGACAGAAAACCAGAAAAUAGAUGUUACAAUUUUUCCGAAUUUUAUUUUAUUUUUAUUUUUUUAGUUGCUGUUCUAAGUUGAAUAAAAUGCAAACACAUGUUCUUAAUCGUCCUACAGCAUAAAUUAAUAAUGAAUACUUCACCCCCCAACUUAAAAAUGACAUUGUCCUCAAUGACACAGAAAACUCGAAACAGAAUAUGCAGAAAAUAUAAUUUUCAAGUGAAGCAUGCAUAUCUGCAAAGUUAAGCAUUAAAAAUAUUUUCAUAAAUGAUGAAGCUCAGAAAGACAUCACCUCAACCUCGUUUUUAAUUUUCCACUUCAUCUUAUACUCCUGCACUUUUUCGACAGAAAAAAACAAAUACAGAAACAAGUAGUGCGAAAUUCUAAGAAAAACAGAGCUAAAAAAAAAUCAAACAGAAUGAAAUAAAAACCAUGGGUUGCCUCCCAUGCAGCGCUGAAUUUAAUGUCUCCAGCUGGACUCCUUGGUCUUACUCUUGAAUUUCUUUUAAUAAUAAAAUUUCUUUUUCUACAAGGCGUUCAUGUUCUAUGUAAUGUUUAAGCCGCUGUCCAUUUACCUUAAAGUUAUGAUCACUUUUAGGAUCUUUAAUCAUUACAGCCCCAUGAUCAUAUGUCUCUUCCACCACAUAAGGCCCUUUCCAUUUUGAUUUUAAUUUUCCUGGGAAUAAUUUCAGCCUAGAAUCAUAUAACCACACUUUUUGUCCAACAUCAAAUUUUUUUCUACUAAUGUAUUUAUCAUGGAAAGUUUUAGUUUUUUCUUUAUAUAUUCUAUAAUUUUCAUAAGCUUCAUUCCUCAACUCCUCUAAUUCAUGUAGCUGAAAAAUUCUAUGCCCACCAGCUGAUUUCUCAUCCAUACAUAAAUUUUUUAUAGCCCAUAACGCUUUAUGCUCUAUUUCCACAAGAAGAUGACAUGGCUUUCCAAAAAUGAGACGAAAUGGGGACAUACCUAUGGGAUUUUUAUAAGCUGUUCUAUAAGCCCAUAAUGCAUCUUGUAAUUUCGUGGGCCAAUCUUUCCUAUCUAGUCUAACUAUUUUUCUCAAAAUUCUCUGAAUUUCCCUAUUUGCUACUUCAGCUUGCCCAUUUGUUUGGGGAUGAUAUGGAGUGGCUACUUUGUGGUGUACUCCAUUCUUUUUCAACAGUUCCCUGAAAUGUUUAUUUGUAAAAUGUGUUCCUCCAUCACUAAUAAUCACUCUAGGACAUCCAAAUCUCGAAAAAAUAUUUUCCUACACAAAUUUCAUCACGAUUUUAUGAUCAUUAGUUCUAGUAGGAAUAGCUUCAACCCACUUUGACACAUAAUCAACAGCAAGCAAAAUAUAUUCAUAUUUUUCAGCUGAUGGGAAGGGACCCAUGAAAUCUAUUCCCCAUACAUCAAAAAUUUCGACUACUGACAUGUUACUCAUGGGCAUUUCCUCUAUUUUACUCAUGUUACCUAUAGAUUGGCAUGAAAUACAUGUUCUACUAAAUUCUAUAGAAUCUCUAAUGAUUGUAGGCCAAUAAAAACCACAUUGGAAAAAUUUUGCAGCUGUUUUUCGUCGAGAGAAAUGUCCUCCAUAGUUAGAUGAAUGGCACAUGUUAAUAAUGCUAUGAUAUUCUUCUUCAGGAACACAUCUCCUUAAAAUUUGAUCAUUGCCCAAGUAAUAUAAAUCAAGAUCAUGCCAAAAAUAAUUUCUAAUCUUAGAAAAUAAAUGAUUUUUUCUGUUCUUAUCCCAUUGUUCUGGAGUUUUCCCAGAAACCAGAAAAUUAACAAUAUGUGCAUACCAUGGUGAUGGUUGAUGUUGAGCUGCCAUCAAUUGUUCAUCUGGAAAUGCGUCUUGUAAAGGUGCUGCAUUUAUUCCUGUAUCACUUAAUCUAGAAAGAUGGUCAGCAACAACAUUCUCGAAACCAUUUUUAUCUUUUAUUUCUAAGUCAAAUUCUUGCAACAAUAAAAUCCAUCUUAAUAAACGUGGCUUUGCAUCUUUCUUAUUUAACAGAUAUUUUAAUGCUGCAUGAUCAGUAUAAAUAAUAAUUUUAGCUCCCAAAAUAUAUGAUCUAAACCUUUCUAACGAAAAUACUACAGCUAACAAUUCUUUUUCAGUCGUGGUAUAAUUUAAUUGAGCAUCAGAUAUAGUUUUACUAGCAUAUGAAAUUACUAUGGGUUUUGACUCUUUUGUUUGUCCUAGAACGGCCCCCACUGCAUAAUUCGAUGCAUCACACAUUAUUUCAAAGGGAAGGGAUCAAUCAGGAGCUUGUAAAAUGGGUGCCUCAGUAAGUAAUCUUUUUAUUUUGGAAAAAGACUCAAAACAUUUCUCAUCAAAAUUAAAAGGCACAUCUUUAGAUAAUAGCAUGGUGAGAGGUUUGGAAAUUUUCAAAAAAUCUUGAAUAAAUUUUCUGUAAUAACCUGCAUGACCCAAGAAAUAUCUAAUCUGUUUUAUUGAAUUCAGAGGUUUCAUUUUAGAUAUAAUAUCAAUUUUUGCUCUAUCCACCUCUAAACCCUUUUCACUCACAAUAUGACCCAACACAACUCCCUCUUUAACCAUAAAAUGUGAUUUCUCCCAACUCAAAACUAAUUUUUUCUCUAUGCAUUUCUCAAGUACAUGCUGUAAAUGAUUUAAGCAUUCAUCAAAUGAUUCACCAAAAACAGAAAAAUCGUCCAUAAAAAUUUCUAUGCAUUUUCCAAUCAUAUCAGAAAAAAUAGAUAGCAUACAUCUUUGAAAUGUGGCUGGAGCAUUACACAGACCAAAAGGCAUGCAUUUAAAAGCAAAAGAACCAAAUGGACAAGUGAAAGUUGUUUUUUCUUGAUCUAAAGGGUUUAUUUAAAUUUGAUUAUAACCAGAGUAUUCAUCCAGAAAACAAAAAAGUUUUUUUCCAGCUAAUUUUUCUAGAAUUUGAUCAGUAAAUGGUAGGGGAAAAUGAUCUUUUCUAGUAACUGAAUUUAAUUUUCUAUAAUCAAUGCAAACUCUCCAACCGGUAGUUAGUCUUGUUUGUAUUUCCUCCCCAUUUUCGUUUUUUAUAACCGUGAUCCCUGAUUUUUUUGGCACUACUUGUGUAGGACUAACCCAUUUGCUAUCUAAAAUAGGGUAAAUAAUAUCAGCAGCCAGCCACUUUAAAAUUUCUUUUUUUACAAUUUCCAUCAUGUUAGGAUUUAAUCUUCGUUAUGGUUCCCUGCUAGUUCUAGCCCCCUCCUCUAAAUAUAUACUAUGCAUGCAUACUCUCAUAUCAAUGCCCCUUAGAUCGUCCAUUUUCCAGCCCAUAGCCUUCUUAUUUUUUCGAAGUACAUCUAAUAAUUCUUCUUCCUAUUCAUUACUCAAAUCAGCUGCAAUAAUAAUAGGAAAUGAAUUAUUUUCCUCCACAAACAUAUAUUUUAAACUAGAGGGAAGAGGUUUCAACUCUAAAUUCAGAUGAUCUUCCUCUUUCUUUUCUUCUAAAUUUAUAUUCUCUAUUUCCUCUAAUUCUUCUAGCACACAGUCAUCAAUAACAUCUGGAUCAUCAAAAUCAUCUAGAAGAUCGAUGAUAUGACAAUCAUAUACUUGGGAUUUCUUAAGAUCAUUUGAUACCUCAAAAAUUUUAAUUUCUACUGAUUGAUCUCCACAUGAAAUUUUCGCAAUACCUGUGGGAAAAUCAAUAUUCAUCUUUGCUGUAUGCAAAAAUGGUCUCCCUAGGAUGAUUGGUGUAUCAUAAAACUGUCCAUUAAAAUCCAUUUCCAGCACUACAAAAUCAGCUGGAAAUUUACACCCUUUAACUGUCACUAUCACAUUUUCUAAGAUACCUUUAGGAUGUUUUAUGGAUCUAUCAGCAAAUUGUAAGGUAACAGUAGAAGGUUUAAGAUCAGAAAUAUUAAAUUUAUCACAAAUACUUGCAGGUAAUAAAUUAAUACUAGCACCGGUGUCAAGUAAUGCAUUCUGAAAAAUGAAUCCACCAAUAUCACACGAAAUUAAAGGGGCACAUGUAUCUCUCAAUUUAAAUGGUAAUUGAUUUAAUAAUAAUGCACUAGCAUGCAUAGAUAAUUUUUCUACUCUAGGUGCCCUUUUUGGUGUACACAUUUCUUUCAAAACUCUAGCAUAUUCAGGAAUAUGUUCAAUGGCAGUGAGUAAAGGAAGACUAAUUUGCACAUCUUGUAAAAUUUUCUUUAUUUCUUCAUUGUGUUCCUUUUUCUUUCUUUGUCUAGGCUCCAGAGCUUUAGGAAAUGGAAUGGUUGUCCUCUCUUUCGAAAUUUCUUUGGUAGAAUCUAUAAAAUCCUCUUCUACUCCUAUUUGAUUUUGUUUUGGGUUGUCCACAUUUUCUUUUUCUUCUAAUGUUUGGGGAUAAGGAUCAGGUAAGAUCUUACCACUCCUUAAUGCAUUCACUGUCCUAACAUUUUCAUUUUGUGGGUUUUUUCCUAGAUUCAUGCUACUAGACUCCCCAUGCUGAAAUCCUAUUGUUGGGCGGUUCCCUGGAUUUUCUAUGGGCUGACUAGGUAGCUGUCCCUCUUCUCUCUUAUUCCCAACGGCCUCUAUAAUUUGUUUCUGGUGCUGCAUCAUUUGAUUCAUAGUUUGUUGCAUCAUUUGAUUCAUAGUUUGUUGCAUCAUUUGGCUCAUUUGCUGCAUCAUUUCCAUAGCGUCAGGUUGGAUUUGAGAGGGCUGAUUUUUCUGAAAUCUAUUUUCUUGUUUUGGACGAAAUUCAGAGUUUGAAUUGGGUCUAAGUGCUUCUGGAUUUUGAAUAUUAUUUGGGUCUCUCCAUGAAAAAUUAUUCCUCCAAUUAGGAUUAUAAGAAUUUGAAAAUUUUUCCCUAUUUCUAUUAAAACCGUGAGCUACUUGCACUUGUUCUUGCAUAGGGUGAAAUGAUUUAUCUAAAUUAUAACAUUGAAGUUCAGAAUAAUCAUUUUCACCAUACAUAGGACAUGUACUAUUCGAAUUAAGUUGAGGGUUAAAAGGCUUUCUAAUAUUAUCAAUAAGUAAAUCAUUUUUUUCUAAUCUUUGAUUAAUCUGAUUAACCUCAUUUCUAAGUUUAGAAUCAUCAUCAUGAUGCAAUUCAUAAAUUCCUCUCUUCUUAUCCCUGUCAUAUAAUUCAAAAGAGGCUUGAUCUCUAGAAUUUUCACUUAAAUUCUCAUAAAGAUUGUAAAUCUCAUCAAGAGUUUUCUCCAUAAAAGCUCCUCCACAUAUAGAAUCAAUCAUAUUUCUAUGUUGUUCUAAUAAUCCAUCAUAAAAAAUUCUAUUGAGCUGCCACUUGGGUAUAGCAUGAUGAGGACACUUUCUAAGUAAAUCUUUGAAUUUUUUCCAUGUCUCAUGCAAAGUUUCUCCUGGUCUUUGAGAAAAACUCCAUAUAUGUUUUCUCAUAUUUUGAGUUUUUCCUAAGGGAUAAAAUUUUCGAAGAAAGGCCUGUUCUAUAUCUUUCCAGCUAGUUAAUUCUCUAUCCAAUGUGGAUAGCCAAUGACUAGCUUUGUCCCUAAGUGUAUGAGGGAAUAAUUUCAUCUUAAUAAUUUCCGGUGUAACUUGAGGGAAAUUAACUAAAUCACAAACCAUAUGAAAUUUUUCUAAGUGCUGAUGAGGUUCCUCUAAAGGCAAUCCAUGAAAAUUAGGGAGCAUUUGAAAAAUUACUGGAUUUAUUUCGAAUUUAACAGUGGGUGAUAAUGGGACUCUAAUAUUAGAUGCUCUUUGAAAUGAAUCAGGGAUAUAAUGAUUUUUCAUUGCCAUAGGAUUGUUCUUAGUUUGACCUGUACUUCCUUCAAGAUCCAUCAAAAUUAAUUUUUCUUUCAGAUUUUUAUUUUUGAAUGAAAUAAUGAAAGGAUUUUCUAGCCUUGGAUAUAAUGAUCUUCUACCAUGCAUAAAAAUCAAUAAAUUCGAGGGAAAAAGUUAGUAACUGUUACCCUCCUUCAGGAUGCUCCAGUCCUUGCCGUGCUUCUUUUCGUUCCCUCUUUUUAAUAAAAAUCGGUAAAAAGAAAAUAAAACAAGAAUAAAGUUUUUUUUUUUUUUUUGUGUACUCUAAGAGAAAAACAGAAAAAUACUAAAUAUUAUGCAAUACAUCCCCGGCAACGGCGCCAAAAUUUGACGUGACUCAGUCGUUGUAUGUUAAAUCACGCAAAUAUAAAAUUUAUAAAACUAGAAAAUACGAAUUUUUGGAUAUUUAGAAGUAUUUCUAAAUAAAUAUAUCAAUUAUAAUUCAAUAAAAAUUCCAAAAAUAGCGGUAAUUUUCCAGGUCGAUCACAGGGACGUAAUAUAAUAUCUGGUAAUUAUUCAGAAUUUUUCUCAAUGAGUACAAUUUUCUUAAAAACUUUAUACAAGAAAAUAAAAAGGAAAUAUAUUUAAAAUUCACGAAAAAAAAGAAAUAAGGGUGCGGACGUCAGGAUGACGUCAGCGCCAGGCGAACGCGAAUCAGGCGGAAACAGAGUUCCGCCCGGUGAUUCUUACGAAGGCGAUUAUAGACGACUCAAUUAAUCAAAUUAAGAUCUGUAAAAGCCGGAAGAAUCGUAAUUGAACGAAGUAUAGUUUGGUAAAUUAAAAUCAACAAAGUAUCACUAAAUGAAGCGUAAAUUAAAUUGAAAGUAGGGAAACAGAGUUCCGGCGUCGCGACGGCGAUGCGUCGGCGAUGCACCGAAAUCCUGAGCGUUCGGGAGGAUUGUCAUGCAGUGUCCACGGCCUCGAAGGCUCUCCUUGGACAAAGACGACGUGGGCAAUCUCUAGAUCUUCUCGCGAAGUCUAGAGAUCAAUGAAGUGGGUCGUCGAAUCGUCUCCGGCGGCUGUCACCCGGCGGAGCGGAAAAACGGCGACUUUGCGGCUCUCCGGCGGCAUUCACCCGAUGGAGAGGAGCUGGAUGGAGGUGGGGCGCAUGUUAGGGAGCUUCAUCCUCAAGUCCACGCAGCAAGAGAAGGCUCUUCAUCGCAUCUGGUACGCUCUCAGGAGGUGGCGACUGGUCUCCCGGCGGAUCGUCCUCUUCCCGACGACGGCUUGUUUGUCGAUCAAUCGGAGAUGAUUUACUCAAUGGAUUCGCGAUCCUUUUGUCGCGAAUCGUUCAGCAAUUUUAGUAGCAAUGCUCCGCGAAUCGCGUUGACGAGAUUUUCGCCGAUGAUCCAGCGAUUCUUGUUGCUUAAUCCUUCACCGGCGAUCUGCAGGAAAGUUGCGAUAAUCAGAUAAAAAUAUAUGAAUUUUGACUCUAGAAGGAUUCGAACCCGCGCCAGUCGCCCCGCCUCUUCUGAGGAAGGUGUGGGUUUAGUCCCACAUCGGUUGUACGCCGAGUUUUCGGGUGAAUAUAUAAUAUUGUUAGAUUUGUGAGCAAAGUCCCUUCUCUCGCGUGUACGACCACUCCUUGCCCCACAGCCGGCUGGCCACCGGUGACGUGGAAGGGGAGUGGUGUACGCGUGCUUGUCAGUCCCCAAGCCAAGCCGCUCGAGCCCCUACUUGCGACCUACUCCCCGACUGUGCUUCCGACCCGCUUGCGGGCACGGCGGGUCCCCCCAUUUUUGCAAUAUUUUAUUUUUAUUUCUUGUGUUUCAUUUAUCUCAAAAGUAAGACUGUAAAAAUCGUAUAAAAUCACAUAAUUACCCAAAAAUUCACGUUAAUCAAUUGAAAACCAAAAACCAUUCUUUAACACAAAUAUAAGUCUAUUUAUCAUGAGUUAAGGCUAAAACUAUAUUAUUUACUAAUUAUUAACUCAUGA